CGGGCGCCGCCGCCAUAUAUCUCGGCGGAUUCGACGCUCCCACCAUUCGAAACCAUCGCAUACAACGAAAGCGUGCAAGCGAGCGACAGAUCAAAAGCGAGAGAGAGAGAGAGAGAGAGAGAGAGAGAGAAGAGCAUCAAAUGGAGGAGGUGAGAGCCACCACGGCCUGGGUCGCCAACCGCGCCACGCAUGUGAUGGUCGACUCUUUCGAGCUUGAGAAAGCUGUGGAUAGUAUUCAAGGUUCAGUUCCGAAAGUGAAAUGGGAUUUUGAAGGGAUUCACUACUUCGAUGGUGGGCCACUAACUGUUCAAUACUUAUUUGUUCUUGAUGCACUCAACUUCUGCUUUUGGCCAGAUGAAGAAUUAAUCUAUGAUCACUUAGCAUCAGGCUUAAAGGCUUCACUGCAGAAAGAUAAAUAUGCCCUUGAUGCAAAUCGUUUACAAAUGUACACUGGUCCCCAACUGCGUGAACUAUUGAAUUGGUCACGCCCACUUCCACUAGAAGAGGAGCGAGUUCGCUUGCUGCACGAGGUAGGUCUGGAACUUGAGAGAAACUUUGGAGGAGAGGCAGCUAAUCUUGUUAAGGCAUCCAAAAAUUCUGCUGCAUCUUUAAUUUCAAUUAUUACAAGCAACUUUCCUGGUUUUCGAGAUCAUUCUCUCUACAAAGGUCACCAGGUUUUCUUAUACAAGAGGGCACAGAUCUUUGUUGCUGAUUUAUGGGGUGCCUUCAAGGGUGAAGGAUACGGAAAGUUCAAUGACAUUAGUUCCAUCACAAUAUUUGCCGACUAUAUCAUCCCUGCUGUCCUGAGGCAGCUUGGCAUACUGAAGUACAGUUCAGCUUUGUCCGACUCAAUUGACUCAAAAAUUGAAGUUUGCGCUGGUAGUGAGGAAGAAGUUGAGAUACGUGCUUGCUCUAUUUAUGCUGUGGAGAAAAUGAGAGAGCUCAUCAAAUCAAAGUUCAAAAAACAGGUGCUCAGUAUAGAAAUGGAUCUUUGGCUUUGGUCCUAUGGAGUUCGAAACUCCGCUUUGCCUCAUCAUCGCACACUUUCAAUAUACUAUUGAUCGAUUUCAUCAGCAGAGUUUGGCCUUUUGGCAUCUUCAAAGACAGGUCUGACUUGAUUCUUACAAGUUCAUCUAGUGAAGCUAAUUUUAAGAAUUGUUUGCUCUGCCCUAUUAUGAACAGGCCAUAUAUUUUUUUGCCAAAAUUUUGAUUUUAAUUAUCAUUUUGCUAUAACGUAUGCA
Molecule: messenger RNA, 1241 nt
Organism: Musa acuminata subsp. malaccensis (wild Malaysian banana)
Lineage: Eukaryota; Viridiplantae; Streptophyta; Magnoliopsida; Zingiberales; Musaceae
Source: RefSeq, a predicted model, not a curated record